GAACCCCCGGCCCCCCUCAGCCCCCCGGGGGUUGUGGCCGAAGUGGGGGGCUGGGGACCGCUGUGACCCCCGCGGCUGGGCAGGGGGUGGCGGCUCCUGGGGGUGCGGGGCAGCGUGUGUCCCCCCGAGCGGCCCCGGGAGCCGCCGUGCCCGGGGGUGGCGGGGAUGGGGGGGCAGCCCCGGGGGCGGCACCGGGCCGGGGGGAGGGGCUGGCGGCCGCCCGGUGCCCACGUGGUUUCGCGGUGUCUCCGGAGCGGAAGAAACGGCGGCCGGGGCUGCGGCGGGGGCGGCCGGGACCGACACGACACCGGCACCGCAUCCCGGCGGGCGCUGCCGCGUCGCAUCGCAUCGCAUCGCAUCGCAUCGUAUCGUAUCGCCGGUAUUUGUAGGCCUCGAGGAGGGACCAUCGGCUGGGAACGCAGAGGGAGCACAACCGGUGCCGUGGGAACCUCCACCGUUACCCCUGGAACCUAAUGAUAACGCUGCCAUCUCCCACUGACCCUGUCGUGGCUGAUCUGAGCGCCUGCCCGCCGCGGCUCCCUGCCCGCGCCGCCGCCGCCUGAGACCCGCGUGCCCGCGCCGCAGCCCUGCCCAGCCCGCACCGCUUCGCCCCGUGCCCGGGGCCCGCUGCAAGGCAGGACAUGGACUCCAUGUUCGAGGACGACAUCAGCAUCCUGACGCCGGAGGCGCUGGGGCCGGAUGAGGACUGGCUGGAUAGCCCCAACACCGACCUCUCGGGAGAGAUGUGCUCGGCCUCACACUUCGCCCUCAUCACCGCCUACGACGACAUCAAGAACCGGCUGACGGGGCUGGAGAGGGAGAACUCCACGCUCAAGCGCCGGCUCAAGAUGUACGAGGUCAAGUACCCGCUGAUCGGCGAGUUCGGUGAGGAGCACAUCUUCUCCCUCUACGAGGCCAAGGAGACAUCGCUGCUCAAGAGCGAGAAGGCGUCACUGCAGCAGCAGCUCAACCAGUUCCAGCACGAGCUGCAGAAGAGCAAAGAGCGGGAGGAGCAGCUGGAGGAGAUGAUCCAGGCCUACGAGAAGCUCUGUGUGGAGAAGGCGGAUCUGGAGACCGAGCUGGGAGAGAUGCGGGCGCUGGUGGAGACGCAUCUGAGCCGCAUCCGGAGCCUGGAGCAGCAGCUGCGGCAGCGCGAUGGUGGCACCUUCCCAGGGCUGGGGACCCCGCUGCCGGGCCAGGACGUGCCUUUCCUCACCCUGCACCCCAACCCUGGCCUGACCCACGUGCUGGAGCGCGCCGGGGGCUGGCAGAGCCGGGGGCUGGAGGCCGAGCUGGAGGCGGCGCGGCAGGAGAGCCAGCGCGCCCAGCACCGCGAGGAGCAGCUCAAGGCCGAGUGCGAGCGGCUGCAGGCGGAGCUGAAGCACCUGCAGGACUCCCGGGAGCAGGAGCAGUCGGAGCGGGACAUGGCCUGGGUGAAGAAGGUGGGCGACGACCAGGUGAACCUGGCGCUGGCCUACACGGAGCUGACGGAGGAGCUGUGCCAGCUGCGCAACCUCAGCGCCCUGCAGAGCCAGAUCCUGCGCGCGCUGCUGCAGGACAAGAGCCUCAACGGCGGCCAGCGCCACUCCCCGCUGUCCCAGUGCCAUUCCCCGGCCCAGCAGCGCCGCUCGCACCGCCCCGCAGUGCCCCGCACCGCUGCGCCAGGGCGGCCACCAGCACCGCAGUGCCAGUCGCCAGCGCUGCAGCGGCGCUCGCCAGCCCCCCCCAGCCAGUCGCCGGCCCAGCAGCGCCGCUCGCAGCGGCCCCCGCGCCCUGCCAGUCCCCCCGCCCCACAGCGCCGCUCCCCCGUGCCACCCGCCAACCAGUCGCCCGCCCAGCAGCGCCGGUCCCCAGUGCCACCAUCCUGUCCAUCCCCGGCUUCGGGCGUCACCACACACCGGCUGCCCGGGGAGAGGAUGGAGCUGGGCUACGCCAAACCCUCCAGCCGGCACGUCAAGGCGGGUUUCCAGGGACGCCGCAGCUACUCGGAGGUGACGAACGUGGCCCUGUACCAGCAGAGCCGCUCGCUCUGGCUGCAGCCCGAAGCCUCCACGCUCCCCAAGCACCGGCCCUAUGGCGACGUGUACCUGGGGGGCGCGGGGGCCCCGCUGAGCGCCCCGCGCCCGCCCUUCGAGGAGCACGUGCGCUUUGAGAAGCAAUCGUCGGACGAGGAGGAGUGGGGGGUCCCCAGCCCCCCCAGCCCCGAGGUGGGUGCCAUCCGCUGCGCCUCCUUCUGCGCCGGCUUCCCCGACGCCGACGCUGCGCCGAUCGGACCCGCUGCCUACGCCCGGGCAGAGCACGCGCAGUUCCUGGCCCCUCCAUCAAUGUAACUGCUGCUGGAGACGGGGGACUCGGAGGUGCGGAGCUGCCCGCUGUGCCAGCUGGCCUUCCCCAUCGGCUACCCCGACGACGCGCUGGUCAAGCACCUCGACUCGCACCUGGAGAACAGCAAGAUCUGAGCCUGCCCCCCCCGCUCCCCCAUCUCUGGAUGCUGCAUGAGAACACACCGGGAGCCCCCCGGCUCCCGAAAUACCUCCAAGUCUUCAGUAGCUACGGAAAGACUG
Columba livia (rock pigeon) is the source of this 2564-nucleotide messenger RNA. RefSeq names its product TBK1 binding protein 1 (gene TBKBP1). Lineage: Eukaryota; Metazoa; Chordata; Aves; Columbiformes; Columbidae. The record is from RefSeq and is a predicted model, not a curated record. Gene Ontology annotation, cellular component: cytoplasm. Gene Ontology annotation, biological process: canonical NF-kappaB signal transduction.